AUGGAUUUAUUGAAACAAGUGAAAAAACAGCAAACUUAUGACUAUAUUUUAAUAGUUAACGGGGGAAAUAUUACCACACCUAUGGAGUCCUGUUUACUGUUGGAGUUGCUAAGAAAAAUUGAAAUUCCUAGUAUUUUCUUAAAUACAAGGGAAUUGGAAAUUAUGAAAAGCUCAACACAUUCCACUAAUGUAAUAAUAAUGUCCUGCCAUUAUAUGGAAUACAAUAAUGAGUAUUGGUUCAAUACCGAUUAUCAAUUAGCACCACAUAUCAUUUUAGCUACAGAUGAGGAAGAUAUUUUUGACAUUUGUCAAACUCUUAUGAAAACGGAAGUUUAUAAAGCGGUUAUUAUAUUAAAAGACUAUGGCUCAACAAAAACUUACCACAGUUGCAAAGUAGACUUCGGAAAAGUAGAUAAAGUGGCUGAAAUUAUUCCUGGUGUAUUCGAAGAAAAUGUUCAGGUUUUUCCCUAUCUAUGGACUAAUAUAGAAAAUGUUAAAAUAUCCACCCAUCCGGAUCAAAUGUUGCCGCGUAGUUUUAUUUAUUACAAUGCCUCUGGUGCCAUCAAAAUGGAUGGUUAUGUGGGUAAUAUAUUGGAAACAUUUUCAGAACGUGUAAAUGCUGCUCUGGUCUAUAAAUAUCCUUUAAAAGUGGGCAUAAAAACAUUUUUUGAAAUUCUAGAGAAUCGUACUUUGGAGGGCAAGUUGGAUGUGGCAACUGGUGUUAGACCGGUUUAUGAUGAUUUAAUAAAUUUGGCCUAUCCCGUGGAAUUUAUGGAUUUUUGCUACAUGAUACCUUUGCCACAUUAUUUACCCACUAAUAUUUUAUAUUUCAUUGUAGUGGACACUAGAACCAUGGUCAUUAUCUUAAUGUUGCUGUAUAUCUACGCCAUUCUAAUAACUUUGGCUGAGUAUAGAUCCAAGGAGUACUUGACUUUCAUUAAUGUGUUUUUGAAUGAUAAGAGUAUACGUGGUCUUUUGGGUCAAUCAUUUAUAAUGCCCGAUAAGUCUAGCUUAUUGUUAAAAUAUGUUUGUUUUCUAAUAUGUUUAACCAGCCUACUGCUUAAUACCGCCUAUCAGGCCUAUUUACAAUCGUAUUUUACCGAACCUCCUUCUAAACAACUGGUGCUUACAUAUGAUGACAUACGUCAGGCAGGCUUGCAUAUUAAGGCCAGCACACGUGAAUUAAAGUAUCUGGAUCCUUAUAUAGUCAAUAAAUACAAAGACAUUUUUAUAUUUUACGAAAACUAUGAUUUGUAUGUGGAACAACGUGACACUAUGGAUACUAGUUAUGCCUAUACCGUUACUAGACCCCUGUGGUCGGUCUAUCAUGAAAAACAGAAACUUUUCGAACGCCGCAUGUAUUACUAUUCCUCGCAAUUGUGUUUGAAAGAGCUAUUUUUGGUUGCCAUGCCUGUGAGACCUGGUUGGCCCUAUCGUGAUCUUUUCAAUCGUCAUAUUAUGCAAUUACGUGAUGUCGGUCUUAUGGAACAUUGGACCAGUAAUACUUUCUUAACAAUGUUAAAAUUUGGCCAUACGAAUUUUGAAGAUUUAAGUACAGCCGAUAUAGAGGAAGAUGAAAUCACACUAGAUGAUCUAUUUUGGAUAUGGGUGUUGUAUACGAUUUGUAUUACUAUAUCUAGCGUGGUAUUUAUAGGGGAAAUAAUUGUUAUGAGAUUUUUAAAUAAUAUUAUUUAA
Messenger RNA from Lucilia sericata (common green bottle fly), 1695 nucleotides. RefSeq lists its product as uncharacterized. The coding region runs from base 1 to 1695 and encodes 564 amino acids. The transcript has a single exon. NCBI's taxonomy places the organism in Eukaryota, Metazoa, Arthropoda, Insecta, Diptera, Calliphoridae. The record is from RefSeq and is a predicted model, not a curated record.